AUGCGCCGCGGGCCAAGCCCCUGCACCGCGGUCGCCGCGCUCGACCGCGCGCCUCGCGCGUCCAGGCCACGCACCUGGCCGCACCCCGUCCUCCCCGCUGCGGCUGCUGCUGCAGCACUGCGACUGCUGCCAUGGCAGCUCGCCUUCGGCCGUCCCGCACUGCUGCGCCACUCCGGCCCCCUCCCCGCUCAUGCCCAGCUCGCUCCCCUGCUCCACCACACCACCACCGCGCCGGCUUGCCUCGCUGCUGCUCCAGCCGUGCGCGCGCACGACGCUGCCCGUGCAUGUCGCCUCCCUGCUCCCCUGCUACCGCGGCCCCCGCCUCCCCAGCAUUUGCUCGACCCGCCGCUCGCUGCCUGUACCCCGUCGCCCCUACCUGUGUCGCUUGCCGGCCACGCCUGGCCUCACCGGGGCCGCGCCGUGGCCGCCUUCUUCCUUCCCCGGCGGUUGCGGCCGCUUGUUGCGGUGGCCGCCGGCGCACCGCCAGUCCCGCCCCUGGCCUGGGCAAUUCUGGAUCGAGAUCGAGCCCGGCUCCGCCCUCGCCGCUCGACGCCGUCGCCGGCCCCCACAUGCGCCGCCCCGUCGCCGUCCUCUCCAUCCUCGACCUCGUCCCCGCCGUCGCUGGAUCCCGCCGCAUCAACCUCCAUCGAGCACGCUGCCCUGGACCCUACUCCCCGCCGUGAGCCGCCGCCUUUUCCCUCCUCCUCCUCUCCCCGCGUCGGCCGCGUACUCGCCUUCCCCGGCUCGCCUCAUCACCGCACGCCCGAUGCCGUGCUCGCUCGCGGCCUCCCCGUGCUCAUCGCGCCCGACCCCGUGGCCACCACUACAGCCGGCGCCAGCCGCUGCGGCCUCGCGCGGCCCCGUUGCCUGCCCGCAGACCCUCCCUCUGCGCCCCGCGCGCACGCCGCCGCGCCGUCUAGCCGCGGCCCCCGAGCCUGCCUCUGCCACUGCUGCGGCUCUGCCGCCACCACCAUUGCAGCCCCACUGCUCGCCUUCCCCCCGCACGCCCCCACCGUGUUCGGCGCGCCCGCCACUGGUCACGCGCCCGCCGUUCCCCGCCUCUGCCUGCGCCCUUGCCGCGCCCCACCUCUUCCCGCUGACGCCGUGCGCCGCUGCCACUGCUGGCCACCGCCCCGCUCGCUCUUGCCGCUUGCUCGUGCGCCGCACGCACGCAUCGCCGCGGGCCAAGUCCCUGCACCGCGGUCGCCGUGCUCGACCGCGCGCCUCGCGCGUCCAGGCCACGCACCUGGCCGCACCCCGUCCUCCCCGCUGUGGCUGCUGCUGCAGCGCAGCGACUGCUGCCAUGGCAGCUCGCCCUCGGCCAUCCCGCACUGCCGCGCCACUUCGGCCCCCUCCCCGCUCAUGCCCAGCUCGUUCCCCUACUCCACCACACCACCACCGCGCCGGCUUGCCUCGCUGCUGGUUCAGCCGUGCGCGCGCGCACGACGCUGCCCAUGCACGUCGCCUCCCUGCUCCCUUGCUACCGUGGCCCCCGCCACCCCAGCAUUUGCUCAACCCGCCGCUCGCUGCCUGUACCCCGUCGCCCCUGCCUGUGUCGCUUUUGCCGGCCACGCCUGGCCUCACCGGGGCCGCGCCGUGGCCGCCCUCUUCCUUCCCCGGCGGUUGCGGCCGCUCGUUGCGGUGGCCGCGGGCGCACCGCCAGUCCCGCCGCUGGCCUGGGCAAUUCUGGAUCGAGAUCGAGCCCGGCUCCGCCCUCGCCGCUCGACGCCGUCGCCGGCCCCCACAUGCGCCGCCCCGUCGCCGUCCUCUCCAUCCUCGACCUCGUCCCCGCCGUCGCUGGAUCCCGCCGCAUCAACCUCCAUCGAGCACGCUGCCCUGGACCCUACUCCCCGCCGUGAGCCGCCGCCUUUUCCCUCCUCCUCCUCUCCCCGCGUCGGCCGCGUACUCGCCUUCCCCGGCUCGCCUCAUCACCGCACGCCCGAUGCCGUGCUCGCUCGCGGCCUCCCCGUGCUCAUCGCGCCCGACCCCGUGGCCACCACUACAGCCGGCGCCAGCCGCUGCGGCCUCGCGCGGCCCCGUUGCCUGCCCGCAGACCCUCCCUCUGCGCCCCGCGCGCACGCCGCCGCGCCGUCUAGCCGCGGCCCCCGAGCCUGCCUCUGCCACUGCUGCGGCUCUGCCGCCACCACCAUUGCAGCCCCACUGCUCGCCUUCCCCUCCGCACGCUCCCGCCGUGUUCGGCCGCGCCCGCCACUGGUCACGCGCCCGCCGUUCCCUGCCUCUGCCUGCGCCCUUGCCGCGCCCCACCUCUUCCCGCUGACGCCGUGCGCCGCUGCCUCUGCUGGCCACCGCCCCGCUCGCUCUUGCCGCUUGCUCGUGCGCCACACGCACGCAUCGCCGUGGGCCAAGCCCCUGCACCGCGGUCGCUGCGCUCGACCGCGCGCCUCGCGCGUCCAGGCCACGCACCUGGCCGCACCCCGUCCUCCCCGCUGCGGCUGCUGCUGCAGCGCUGCGACUGCUGCCAUGGCAGCUCGCCCUCGGCCGUCCCGCACUGCCACGCCACUCCGGCCCCCUCCCCGCUCAUGCCCAGCUCGCUCCCCUGCUCCACCACACCACCACCGCGCCGGCUUACCUCGCUGCUGCUCCAGCCGUGCGCGCACGACGCUGCCCGUGCACGUCGCCUCCCUGCUCCCCUGCUACCGCGGCCCCCGCCUCCCCAGCAUUUGCUCGACCCGCCGCUCGCUGCCUGUACCCCGUCGCCCCUGCCUGUGUCGCUUGCCGGCCACGCCUGGCCUCACCGGGGCCGCGCCGUGGCCGCCCUCUUCCUUCCCCGGCGGUUGCGGCCGCUCGUUGCGGUGGCCGCCGGCGCACCGCCAGUCCCGCCCCUGGCCUGGGCAAGUGGCCUAA
Aegilops tauschii subsp. strangulata is the source of this 2865-nucleotide messenger RNA. NCBI's taxonomy places the organism in Eukaryota, Viridiplantae, Streptophyta, Magnoliopsida, Poales, Poaceae. The record is from RefSeq and is a predicted model, not a curated record.